Phytomonas sp. EM1 is the source of this 901-nucleotide messenger RNA. The record is from the annotation of a GenBank genome assembly. Lineage: Eukaryota; Euglenozoa; Kinetoplastea; Trypanosomatida; Trypanosomatidae.
GGAAGUUUAGAAUAAAACACCCUAAAAGCAAUCAUAGGAAGAUCGCCAAGCUCGAACUAAAUUAUUGUUAAAAAUCCAAAGGGAAGCAAAAAAGAGAUCAAUUGAGAGUAUGCCUCCGACAAAAGGUGGAAAACGCCCGAUUCCGUUCGGUGGAAAAGGCAAAGGUAAGCGUUUCACUGGUAAGGCUGCAAAACCUGGCGGUGAACACAAGCGCAGAGCGCACAAGAAGAGACAACAUUGGGACUUGUACAUUCACCGUGUCUUUCACCAAGUUAUUAAGCGUGGAUCUCUGAGCAAGACCUCUGUGAGGGUUCUUUCAUCAUUUAUUGAGGAUAUGUUUAACAAGAUCCAGUCGGAGGCAGUGUUCGUCGCGAAGAUAAACAAAGUCAAGACACUAACAGCGCGUGAAAUUCAGACUUCUGCCCGGCUUCUUCUUCCUCCGGAAAUUGCUAAGCACGCCAUGAGUGAAGGUACGAAGGCGGUCGCCAAGUAUAAUGCUACUCGUGAGGAGGCGUAUUCAAAGAGUGGUCUCUGAGGGUUCGAUGUUGAAUCUUCAUUAACUAGAUUUCUUUUCGUUUUCUUAGUGGGACUCCAUUACGGUGUUCUUGUCCCUUUUAUUCAGACUAUUUCAGAUGGAAAAAUAUGCAUAGAGAUGCUUUUGCCGCUAGCUUGCGGGUUAUAUUUUAUUAUAUUGUAUUUGUCAUGUGCACCGAUCAAUGUGCAUUUAUAUUCGCACACUCAGCUCUAUCUUCCCAUUUUCUAGAGUUAAUACACUGAGAUAUUAUUAAAUAGAAUUGAACUGAAUUCUAAUUUUCCUUACUAGCUUGAAAGUAGUAAAGUAAAUGAGCUUGAUCGCAAGUGCGUGCAUUCGAAUUUUAAAAGCACACUUGCUUAAUGCUUU